ACAACAACAACAACAACAACAAAACUGUCCCUCAACAACAAAACAAAGUUAAAAGUUAUCAAAACAUAACUAAAAUCAUCAGAAAAAAAAUAAUAUGACCGCCUGUUUUUAUUCAGUUCAUUUAACACUGUCCGUUAUUGAAAGUUGUGAACAUUUACCUGUUAUAUUUAUCUGCUACUCUUUCCCCGCGUUAGAUUUCAGCAAAGGAGACACUGUAGGAGACGUUGCGUAAGAUGGACAGUUAAUGAACGCCCUGAAGGGGAGAGUAAGCAGCGGGUCCUUCACAAUGGAGAGGAACACGAAAGGGAUGGAAGUCUUUGAAAUCCUUGGCGGAAAUUAGGAAGAUGCGACGAAGACCUGGAGUUGCAGAUGAGUAUUUCGUCCCCACAUUAAUAUUUAGUAGUUCCUCUUCAUAUUAACUCCUUCAAUAGUUCCUGUUCAGUUCUGCUGUCGAUUUGUCACGAUAUUUUUUUCACCUGGUGUUUACUUGUAAUAGGAAUAAAUGAUGAGUAUAAAUGUUUGUCUUUUUUUUUAAUGUUUAUAGACUUUUUCUUCAUAUUAACUUGUUUGACUAUUUCAUUUCAGUUUUAAUGUGGAAGUGGAAUGGUAACUUUAAGUGGAGAAGGUGGCAGAAAAACUUAGUCUGAAGUAGGAAUAUUAUAUGAACUUUUGCUUCUACUGUAAUUCUUCAGAGAGAAAUUUUUAUUAGAUAUAUUAAAGAGAAGCUGAUUGAAGUAUACUACGUUCAGAUUGGAGAGUUGUGAGUCUUUACUAUAGUUCCCCUUCUUAUUCAUUCAGGUGACCUCGGAGCGGUGGAGGGAAGGAGGCCCGGAGAGUGGAGAAACUUCGGCCUGAAGAACAUUAUUAAGAUACAGUAGUAAGGGAGAUCGCCAGGCGGGCAGACGAGGGGGCGAGCAAGGGCCUGGCGCGAUGGUCCACUGCCGGAGGGAAGCAACGGGUGUGAUGUGUCUUAUCCUCCUCCUGGGACGCUGCCAAAGCCUUCUUAGGAACACCGCCUCCGCUGCUCCGGUGCUGCUGACUCGCGAAGAUCUCAAGUUUCUCUUUGAUGACACUGACGAUGUUCCCAGCCACUCCAUCGUACACCUUCGUUCCAAAUCCCGGGAGAAGCGGUCGUCACCGGGGCUCACAGAAAACCCGGGGCUCCUUGACGUGACCAUCGAGGACCACGGCAAACAGGUAGAGUUCGAGCUGAGGCCGAACAAUCAACUGGUGUCGCCCGAGUUCGUGGUGGUGGUGCGCAGUGCUGACGGGGUGGUGAGGGAGCGCGGCGCCACCAGGCCUUCCUGUUUGUUCUCGGGUGUUGCGAAAGGACACCCAGAGAUCACCGCCGCCUUGUCUGACUGUGAUGGCCAUGGAUUUACCGGUGUCAUCAUCUCGAGGAAUGAAACUCACCUGAUAAGGCCGCAUCCUGGACUGCGGCGGCGGCGGCGACAGGCGAUCUUAGACGGGGAAGAGGGUCUCACGCCGGACGGCCUUCACAUCAUCCACGCCAGGAAAAAGAACAUGAAGUGCGGAGUGUUCGACCUGGAGGCCAUGAAGGCGCCGCGCGUGCUAGUGGAGCUGCCACAGGAUGAGGCGACGAGUCAGGAUGAGCAGGACGUGGACAGGACCAAGCGAGAGGCGACGGAGGAACUGAGGAUCGAGACGGCUGUGUUCGUGGACGACGACAUGGUGACGUUCAUUAGGCAGAGGUACCCGCGUUUAGAGGUGAAGGAGACCAUCACGGACACUGUCUUCGCCAUCAUGAACGGGGUGGCUCUGCUGUACACGGCGCCGUCCCUGGAGCAGCACUUCAUCAUCACGGUGGUCAAGCUGGAAAUCAUUGAGGACAGCACCAAGGGACCCGACAAAGCGCACGGCAACAUUCAGCUGUACCUCAGUAAUUUCUGUUCGUGGCAGAGGAACCAGAAGGGCAAGAUGCGGGAGAACUGGGACCACGCCCUCAUGUUAUCUGGACUAGACUUGUGGGAUGGCGACCCAGACUCAACUUCUGUCAUAGGUCUGGCAUGGGUGGCAGGGAUGUGUCAAGCCAGCUACUCGUGCACCAUCAACGAGGGCACCAGUUUCGAGUCUGUCUUCGUCAUCACCCACGAGCUCGGCCACAACCUAGGUAUGUCCCACGACGGUUCGCGGGACGACAAGAACACGUGUAGUGCAAACAAGCACCUCAUGUCCUCGUCGACGGGGCCCGGGAAGGUGACGUGGUCCUCUUGCUCCAACCGCGAGCUGAAGGAUUUCCUGAGCAAAUACACCCUCGAGUGUCUGACAACCACCUCUCUGGUGCCGUGGAAAGGAAGCAUCGCCGGGGACCAGCUGCCUGGGGAAGUGUACUCCAAGGAGGAACAGUGCAACUUCGCUGAGGGCUCGGGAUUCAAGCCUUACGUCACCUCCAAACACCCUUAUAACGAUGUGUGUCGAGAGCUAUGGUGCCAAAACACGACGCACGCCCUCCGCACACACCCGGCGCUAGAGGGCACCACUUGUGGCAUUAAGAAGUUCUGUAUCAACGGGAACUGUCAGAUCAAGCCUCCCAGGCAAGUCACCGUCACAGUGCCUCCCAUCACCACUACCACCACCACCAGGGCUCCAAGCAAGGAGACCAAGGGAUUCUCAAAUCUCCUCUGGCGCAUCAGGAAUUUGUUUAAGAGAUACAUGUCCCUGCGGCAAGAACUCCCUGCCAGCGUGUUCACCUCCAAGUGGCGGCUGACGCAUUCCUCCCAGUGCUCGGCCACGUGCGGGGGAGGCUGGACCAAGGGCGAAAUUACUUGUACCACGGCUGACGGCAGUGUGCGCCUCGGGGACGAUCUGUGUAAUCCUGACUCCCGCCCGGUGCCAUGGUCGUCUUGCAACACCAGCCCCUGUGUGUCCUCAGAUGGCGGCAGCGGCAUCCACUUCCCGAGCGACUGACUGUGGUGGUGGUGGAGGAGGAGAAGGCGUUGCAACUUACCCACUGCCUCUCCUGCCUCGCUGCCUUCUCCUCACUUUCUCGUCCUCAUCUGUCCUUUCUUAAUGUUUCCCUACUGUGUCAUUUUCUGUCUCUAUAUCCUCGUUGUAUCGUUCCCUCACGCGUCCCCCCUUCGCCAGUUCGUGUCAUCAUUGCACUCACUCCGUCCAUCUCUUGUGAUACUUUCGAUAUCUUUACGAAAACUGUAUUCCAUUAAUGCUCACCGUUCCAUCACGUCAAUAUACUACUAGACGAACGCAAUGUGUCUAUAGCAGUAUUUUCAAGGUAUGAGUUAGUUAUGUAUGUAUAUCUAUAUAUGUAUAUUUUUUCAUCAUGCUGACCACGACACAAACAAACACGUCAUAACCGCCCUGUAGUAUUCCCUCAGUACUGACUAGUCAUUCCCUCAGAAUAUACGUAAUAAAAAGACUAUAUUUUUCAUUAAUAAUGAAGAAAACGAGGCACGUAAAUAUUUGUAUGUGUGUAUGGCAGUGGGAGGAAGAGGAAGGUGGGAACUUGGAGAGAGAGAGAGAGAGAGAGAGAGAGAGAGAGAGAGAGAGAGAGAGAGAGAGAGAGAGAGAGAGAGAGAGGUGAGGAGUUGGUCCGUGACUUUAGACAACCGCAAUGAUCUGUGAUAAUGACACGAAUAAAGGCAUGACGUCCA
Messenger RNA from Scylla paramamosain (green mud crab), 3629 nucleotides. RefSeq names its product A disintegrin and metalloproteinase with thrombospondin motifs adt-2-like. Gene Ontology annotation, biological process: extracellular matrix organization; proteolysis. Gene Ontology annotation, molecular function: metalloendopeptidase activity. The transcript is spliced from 14 exons. The coding region runs from base 931 to 2928 and encodes 665 amino acids. NCBI's taxonomy places the organism in Eukaryota, Metazoa, Arthropoda, Malacostraca, Decapoda, Portunidae. Gene Ontology annotation, cellular component: extracellular matrix. The record is from RefSeq and is a predicted model, not a curated record.